UGUAGGCAGCUGGGCGGAGCUAAGCUGAGUCCGCUCCUGUGAAGUCAGCUGGAUGUAGCAAGCCUGGUGGAGGAAGAGCUUUCUGAGUCUAAAGAUGGAUUUUAAAAUUGAACACACUUGGGAUGGUUCUCCAGUGACGCACAAACCAGUGUUUGUCAGGCUGAACCCAGGUGAUGGAGGAGUGAUGUUGAAAGUCAGUGCUCCAUUUUUCAAUGAUCCUCCAGCCCCGCUUGGAGAACCAGGAAAGCCUUUCAAGGGACUGUGGGAUUAUGAAGUUGUAGAAGCAUUUUUCUUGAAUGACAUAACCGAACAGUACUUAGAAGUUGAACUUUGCCCCCAUGGACAACAUUUGGUGCUUUUAUUAUCUGGAAGAAGAAAUGUAUGGAAACAAGAACUUUCUCUAUCAUUCGAAGUGUCCAGAGGAGAGACAAAAUGGGAAGGCAGAGCUUAUCUUCCUUGGAGUUAUUUUCCACCAAAUGUGACAAAGUUCAAUUCAUUUGCAAUUCAUGGAUCUAAAGAUAAAAGAAUCUAUGAAGCUCUUUACCCUGUACCUCAGCAUGAACUGCAACCAGGACAAAAACCUGAUUUCCACCGUCUGGAAUACUUCAAGCCUUUCAGUUUUAACACACUGCUUGGAGAAGAAUGGAAACAACCAGAAUCUGACCUGUGGCUAACAGAGAAACCUGAUGCAUAGGAGUAUAGUAGAU
Myotis davidii is the source of this 707-nucleotide messenger RNA. RefSeq names its product chromosome unknown open reading frame, human C4orf33. The transcript has 6 exons. The record is from RefSeq and is a predicted model, not a curated record. The coding region runs from base 95 to 694 and encodes 199 amino acids. NCBI's taxonomy places the organism in Eukaryota, Metazoa, Chordata, Mammalia, Chiroptera, Vespertilionidae.